This is a messenger RNA of Penicillium soppii, 1761 nucleotides long. RefSeq lists its product as uncharacterized. Lineage: Eukaryota; Fungi; Ascomycota; Eurotiomycetes; Eurotiales; Aspergillaceae. The record is from RefSeq and is a predicted model, not a curated record. The transcript has 2 exons. Bases 1 to 1761 code for a protein of 586 amino acids.
AUGGGACACCACCCUCCAGAAGUUUGCUGGAAACCUGGGGUGGACACACCAGACGCAAUAGAGGUCUGCAGAUCUACCCACACUAGAUCAUCCCCAGAUUUAUCCACUCGCGAAUCUCAAUCCAGGCCCUCAAAUGAUACUGGAUCUGCAAGUGAAGCACCACGGGAACCUCGAAAAUUUCUGGUCCAACCAGUGGAAACCUCGUCGAGAAGCUCUAAGACACAAGCUCCACCCCCGGAGCAGAUUGCCACAGUCAAGAUCGAAACGACCAAGACCAGCAAUAGAAGGGCCUAUUCUGCCUCCGAAGUCCAAGAGCAGAACUCCUCGUCUCAUACCAAGACAUCGCCGGCACCGAGACGAUUCAAACCCGACCUCAUAGAAACCGAUACCCGCUCAGUUCGAAGAGGACAAUUGAUUCGACUUUCACAGCGGCACAAUGCCGUGGGACAUUCCGCCACUUUCACAGACAUCAACAAAGGCACUAGUCACUGGCCGGACAACCAUCCGUCAUCUGAAUCGAAAUUCUCAUAUUCCAGUCUUCUGCGUCAACAACAGGCCCGCAGACACUCAUUUCGAAUCCCUGAACUCCCAUCAAUUCCCUCUAAUAGCAGCGAAGAGUCGGAUGACUCCAGAUCGCACUCGGAAUGCACUUCACUGCCUGGGUCGUCCGGGAAAGCAACUAAGUAUGAAGACGAUACCAAGCUACCCCUUGAAAGCUGCGACAAGGAGCUCUCAGAAUAUCUGCUCUCAAUUGCUGCCCGGUCCGCGCAGAUGCAGUUGAAAGAUCAAACCUUGGCUGCUUUUCCUAAUGAACAGGUGUAUGAGCCUGUUGAUCAUUUUGGCAUUGAUUAUGACCGAGAUUCUGAAGAGGAUGUAUCCCCCUUGAAAUAUCAUCAUGUCAAGUCUCGACGACAAUCUUCGGCAGAUUUGUCCUGGGAGCUUGAAUACAUGCGUCAUCACAAAGAGGAGGCUGAAAUGAGACUCCGGGCCAUGAUCACUUCUGGACAACCAGGUUUGCCUCCAGAGCAUAAGAAGAAUGGCCGCAGCCCGCCGAUGCUUGGAAACGACAUUGUCAUACCCCAAAGCCUGUCACCAGAAGGAACCAUAUGUGAACAUUCUAACAUGGAUAUCCUGUCUCAUGGUGCGCAAGAGCUGUGCACCGGCUGUGACGGUCUGUGGUGCGCAGCUCCCUGUCAUGAUGGUUCAAAGGGCACUGGUUUGUGGAUGGGUACUUGUUCCAAAGACGAGGAUCGGCCGCGGCAGGUCCAUGGCCUUUUCCCCGGUAUCAAAACCCCUAUGCCUCGCAUUGAUUCAAUGGGUUCCAGCAAGGGACUUAGUCCGUCACCGUCACACACCCAUUUGGAUCGUCUUGCAGCGUCCCCGGGGAACAAUGGCCUUCGAAAACCCACAAGCCCAAUCCUCCAGAAGGUCAUUGAGUCUGAGUUUCAUGAUGGGUUCGUGACACAGAUCUACAAUUACCUGUCAUUGGGGUACCCGUGCAUUGCGCAGUACUACGACCACGAGCUCAGUCGAAUAUCUGGCAUCUCCGUUGAAGAUCUUCGUCGUGAUGAUUUGAACACCGAUGCCAAGGGCUACGUUGUUGCACCGGAAAAUGAUAAAAUUGCCGAUGCAUGUGCUCGUUGGAAAGCCCUCCGCCUCUAUAUUCAGGAAUGGGCUCGACAAGAGCCAGGUAUGGCUGAAGAUGAAACCAACCUUGACAGCUGGGGACUGCCAGAGCGUAAAGGCAGUUGGGGAAUUUGA